Balaenoptera ricei (Rice's whale) is the source of this 6724-nucleotide messenger RNA. It is a transcript of the gene RAB11FIP1, whose product is annotated as RAB11 family interacting protein 1. The record is from RefSeq and is a predicted model, not a curated record. Bases 45 to 3779 code for a protein of 1244 amino acids. NCBI's taxonomy places the organism in Eukaryota, Metazoa, Chordata, Mammalia, Artiodactyla, Balaenopteridae. Gene Ontology annotation, cellular component: intracellular membrane-bounded organelle. Gene Ontology annotation, biological process: regulated exocytosis. The transcript has 6 exons. Gene Ontology annotation, molecular function: small GTPase binding.
CGCGGCGAUCUUCUCAGUUUCGGUUGGACCGCAGCGCAGCCACCAUGUCCCUGGCGGCCUCGGCGGGCAGGGGCCCGGGGGCCGUGUGGUCCCCAACGCACGUGCAGGUGACGGUGCUCCAGGCGCGGGGCCUGCGGGCCAAGGGCCCCGGGGGCACGAGCGACGCGUACGCGGUGAUCCAGGUGGGCAAGGAGAAGUACGCCACCUCCGUGUCGGAGCGCAGCCUGGGCGCGCCCGUGUGGCGGGAGGAGGCCACCUUCGAGCUGCCGCCGUUGCUGUCGGCCGAGGCAGCGUCCGCCGCCGCCGCCACCCUGCAGCUCACCGUGCUGCACCGCGCGCUGCUCGGCCUCGACAAGUUCCUGGGCCGCGCCGAGGUGGACCUCCGGGAGCUGCACCGGGACCAGGGCCACAGGAAGACCCAGUGGUAUACCUUGAAAUCCAAACCGGGGAAGAAGAAUAAAGAACGAGGAGAAAUUGAGGUUGACAUCCAGUUUAUGAGAAACAACAUGACCGCUAGCAUGUUUGACCUUUCCAUGAAAGACAAGUCCCGGAAUCCAUUUGGGAAACUGAAGGACAAGAUCAAGGGGAAGAAUAAGGACAGCGCAUCGGAUACCGUGUCCGCCAUCAUCCCCAGCGUGACGCCCUCGGCUGACAGCGAUGAGGAGUCUCCUUCGAAAGACAAGAAGAAGAAGUCAAAGCUCAAGACCUUGUUUUCCAGGUCCAAUCUGCAGAGAACAUCACUUUCCCAGUCCAUGUCUGUCCUGCCGACUGCAAAGUCAGACAAAGUGCUGCUUCGUCCUGGAGACUUUCAGUCCCAGUGGGAGGAUGAGGAAAAUGACGAGGACAAGUCCUCCUCUGCCUCGGACGCCUUGUCUCACAAGGGAACGGCAAGUGUGGAUCCUAAGCAACUGAACCAGAUCAACUUCAACCCCCCCAAGAAGGAAGGACUCUCCUUCCUGGGAGGCCUUCGGUCUAAGAAUGACAUCCUUUCCCGCUCGAAUGUUUGUAUCAACGGGAACCAUGUCUAUGUGGAGCAGCCCGAAGCCAAGAGCGAGACCAAGGACAGCUCCCCGUCCUCCACGCCGUCCCCCCAGGGCCUCAGGAAGAAGCAUUUGUUCUCAUCUACAGAAAACCUGGCCUCUCGACCUUUGAAGGAGCCUGGGGAAGGAGGUGCAGUGCCUUCCGAGUCUUCCACAAAGGACUCUCUCAAGUCCAUGUCCCUGCCAUCCUACCAGCCACGGGUCAGCGGGGGGGACCUUCGGGAGAACACGGUUUUGGUGACCUUGGAGGCUGCAAAGGAAACCAAAGAGAGCAAGAAACAAGAGAACAAGAAGUCCUCUCUGCUCUCCCUGGUGACCGGGAAGAAGGACACGGCCAAGGGCAGGGAAGGUGAAAGCCCGCCGGCCACCCCCGGGAAGGAGAGGGAAGGCACACCCGUGGUGGUCAAAGCCAGGGAGGACCAGGCGGGGCCUCUCGACGACCGUGUGAAGAGAUCGGACAAAGAGACUGCGGCCAUUGUCUCCGGACGGGGCAGAGCCCCGAACCCCUUUGAAGACGUGCAGAUCCCAGAACAAGAAGCUGACCCAGAGCCCAAGGCUGCACCAGCACCACCUGUUCCCUCACCCAGGGCUCCCCAGACCAGAGCCGUGAAACCCCGACUGGAAGUGUCUCCAGAGGCUCAGCCCGCACCCAGGCUCCCCCCUUCCACUCGCUCUCCUGUCGUUUUCUCUGCUCUCCCUUCCAGUUCUGGUCAGACACCCGUCCCUUCUAAACUGGGGCGUGAUUCAGAGACACAGUCCUCUGAGUCUCCUUCUGGCUCCUUCUCUUUCCCCUCUCCUGAAGCAGCCCCCAUUUCCACAUCCACUCCCAUUGAACACUGGCCUUCCGCAGACGUGGGUGAGGCCAGUCCUAAAGAACCGCCUUCGCUCCUUGAACCAGAGCUAGAACAGGAGAGUCUGACACAAGUUCCAAGCACUGUUCCUUGUGCUGUGGGCUCGCUUUCCAAGCAGACACCCGUUCCAGUGGGGAAAGGGACGGAAGACUCUCCAGUGGGGAAGACCGGCGCUGAUGACCCCGGACAGUCUCUCCGGACGCAGCCUGAGGUGGGGCGAGAAGAAGAGCUUCUGGGGUCUCCCCCCAGAAAACAACAAGGCGCCAUCCCUUCAUCUGUCGAGGCCCGAGAAGUAACACCCGCCACUGCGCUCGGAAGAGGCGGGAUGGACAGCCCUGCCGGGAAGCCCCCGGGGCGGGGAGCCUCAGGCUCUGCGGGUCAAUCUCGGUCUCCCGUGGGGGAUGCAGGUGGGGGUGGCGGGAUGAGUCCUGCAGUUAAGGAAGCGGUGCCCCCCGUUCCCGUGGGCGAGUCGGUGCCUCCACUUGACUCUGCGAUGCAGAGCCACGAAGAGAUGGGUCCGGAUGCCUGUGAGGGCAGAGAGGAAAUCCAGGAGCAGGUGUUGUUUUCCGAGCAGCUCUCUACGGAAGGGGCGGGGGAGAAGGCCCCUGUGCUGGUCCGCGGGGACAGAGGUGACCCCCAGGAGCUGACGCCGCAAGGGGCCGCCCCCGGAAAUGCGUGGGACACGGGAGACUCCCAGGAGGGGGCGGCUGUGGCUGGACCCCGGCCCGCUGCCCCGGCGGCUCGCCCUCCCCGCCCGUCCUCCAAGGGGAGCUGCUCGGGGGGCCCCGCGCAUGCGGCCAGCUCGGGGAGAGACGGUCCCCUUCUCGGCAGUCAGGGAGACGAUGCCCCGAUGGCGCGGAACCAGAGCAAAGCCAGUGACCACGAGGGUCUGCUGUCUGACCCCCUGCACGGCCUUCAGUCCGCCUGCGAGGCAAAGCCCCCAGCCCUGGCCCAUCUGGACUUGACCCUGCCUUCCAUCCCCGAAGUUGCUUCGGAAGAUGAGCGAGGAGAUCAGCUUGAAGAUGACAGAGGGGUGGCCCCGGUGGCAGCUCUGGGAGGAGGGGCUUCUUCCCCGAGCACGUGGCCCGCCCGUGCUGAGCGGGAGGGGGCGCCCAGCGGGGAGGCCGGCGGGUCAGCAGGGGGCCUGCGCGACCCCAGGCCGGGAGCGCCCAGAGCACCCGCCCCCGCUUCUGCAGAGCAGACCACAGCCUCGGCGGUUCAGGAACCACAGUCUCCGGGCCCCGGUGACAGCGGGGAGGCAAAACCAGUGGGAGAUGGGAGGCCGGGUCAGCCUCCAGCCGCAGCCCUGGAUUCCCUUGUGUCCACUCCCCCCUUUUCUGAGCCCUUUCCUGCCACACGCUCUUUUCCCACCUCUGCACGCUCUGACACCCACCACACCAGUACAGCAGAAUCUCAAAAAAAAGCAGCAGUCGAGGGCUCCGCGGGUAAAGUGGAAAAUUCUGGCAAGAGGAAGCCGCUUCUUCAGGCCUGGGUCUCACCCUCAGACACACAGCCAGUCUCGGCUCAGCCAAGCGCUGGAAGCGGGUCGGCCAAGCACAGACUUCAUCCCGUGAAGCCGAUGAACGCGGCAGCCACCAAGGUCGCUCUCUCCAGCUCGGGAACUGCCACCGUCAUCAGUGAGAACUUGGUCAACGAAGCCAUGAUGAAGAAAUACAAGCCCUCGGAACCCGAGUUUGCUUAUGCACAGCUGACCCACGACGAGCUAAUCCAGCUGGUCCUCAAACAGAAGGAAGCGAUAAGCAAGAAGGAGUGUCAGGUGCGCCAGCUGGAAGACUACAUCGACAACCUGCUGGUCAGGGUCAUGGAAGAGACCCCCAGCAUCCUCCGGGUUCCCUCUCAGGUCGGCAGAAAAGCAGGAAAGAUGUGAAUCGCUUGCCUCCGGCACUGAGACUUUCGUGUGAGUUUGUUUCCGCCUGCUCCCAAGGCCGAGGACUCGGUGUGCCUGAGAGCCAGGGUCCGGGCUCCAAAUCACUAUCUCCCUCGUGCGUUAUCUGGCAAGAGUCAAUCCCACCCACAGAAGCCAGGUUAAUUAUUACAAUGAAUCUUUUAUUGGACAUUCCCAGGGUUUUAUUUUCAAAUGCCACUGUGCCUUUAACCAAGUUGUAAAUAUUUUAUGCCUGACCCGAGACGUGGUCAUUAGAUCUGAUCCUGGCCGAGAGGUUCAGAUGGCGCUGGGGGUAAUAAUGUAUUUUUAACAUUGGGGUUUUCUUUCUUUAAUAUUGAGAUUUUAAAGUACGUCUCCCCUAGUCAUUAAAGCUUAGGGUGAGAUGACAAGGACCAGGCAAUUGGUGUGGUGCUGCACAUACUUUCUUGGCUUUUGAGUAGCUCAGCUGUGGCGUUUUGGCUGCAGAUGCUAAGUUUUGAUACAAUGUAAACCUACCCAGCUCCUCGGACUUGGUCUUUUGUUUUCGACUGGAGCAGAGGAGCUUAGGGUGCGCCUCCGAGUGUGCCUCUGAGAUUUGGAACAAGCUGCCUUUUGCAGACAUCAGCCUCCACUACUCUGUAGCCUUCAAGUGUGCUCUUUAUCAACCAAGAGGGGCUGUCUGUGGAGGUACGGAAAGUAGACCAGGGGAACUAGAAUCACUUUGCACUGGGGCAGUUGGUCAAAAUCCCUCCUCUUGUGAUCGCAGGGUCCCUGCUGGCUGGAGUGACCGAGUCAGUGCCUUGAUUAGGGAUCGGGUGACCCAAGCACGUGCUAAAACAGUCCCACCAGGUACGGAGCAACUGCAGUGGCAUCCACUGGCCCUCCCCCAUGUGCCGUCGCUCGGCCCCCUGGCUCCCUUGGCAGCUCUUCUCGGCAUUUCCCUCCCCCGCCCCUUGUUAUAAAAUUGCAAAGAGCAAGAUGAUACCUAUUUUUAGAUGGCUGUAUUUUUUAAACUAGAUUAACAUACUUUUUUUUUUUUUUUAAACUAGGACACUUGCCCCCUUCUCAACUAAUAGCACCAGUUCAGAGUCUUCAGGUAAUUUCGUUGUUAGUAACCUGAUAUUGGAAUUGGAAUGUUUUCCGUAUUACUCAUUUUAUUCUCCCAGUUGUGACAGAAUCUCAUCAAAUCCCAUCAUCUCUCCUGGGGGAAGAAUGUCACAGGCCAAGUGGGUGGGCAGGGGUUGAGAUGAGAGCGGUUAUUAAAUGGAACUCUCUUCUAUGUUCAUUCUUGUUAUAUUGAAGUUGAGGCAAGAUGAUUGGCAGUGGAAUCCCUUUUCAGGAUCACGUUUGCUGCCGCGUUAGUUAAUAUCAGAGCACUUUAAUCUGAAGGAUGAUACUGUAACUUGAUUUAGCUAAUUUGCUUUUAAUUAUCGAUAGCUCUUUUAUUUAAUACCCUCCUACAGUACUGGGGACCACUGUAAACUUCUCAGAUGACUUGUAUUUUUGUAGUGCUAUGAGAUUUAUGUACAUCCCUAUAAAGAGAACUGGAUAUUCGCUUGAACUCUGCAGAUGCACGUGUAUAUAUUUGUUCUGCAAUGUUUUUUACUUGAUGUCAAUGUACUUUGACGGUGAUAACCCGCGUGCACUGGGUGGCGGGAGCGCUGAGUGGUUUCUCCUCGGAAGAGCUGCUGUGGAGACCCGCAUUCUUCCUGAGAGCUGGUUGUUGUGGAAAGAUCUGCUGCUAGGACCUCGGGGAUGGGACCCAGUCUCUGUUUGAGAGGAACGUCCGGGUGGAGGAGCAAAUUCCUCUGCUCUGUAUGCCACUCGAGAACUCUGGAGAAUGAAGGACAGUCUACUUCAAGGGUGUCUGGUUUCUACCACUGCUGGGAAAAAAAAUCCCCAGGUAGCAUUCCUGCACCUCUCAAGGUCACUGUUUAACACCUGUCCUUGAGGACUCUACUGUGAGGGAGAGCUCAGCUAGGAGAGCUGGAGCCUGCUCUGAGCUGUUCACAGGGGCAGGUGGACUGGAGGGCUGGAGCUCCUGCAGCCGGCAUGGGUCUGAGGGCUUACACCCAGCCGUCUAUACCAGGAGAGCCUGAAUUAGCCUCUAGCUGCUGAAAAUGCUCACCAAACUGAUGGGCCCUAGGAGGAGGCCGUGCUCUGCAGAAGCAGGAGCAGCUCUUUCUUGGCCUUGCCUGGCUGACCCCCUGGAAGACCAGUCAGUACUUCAGGGAAGCAUCCGAUGACAUACCAAACACCUUGCAAUGAACUUCAGUUGGAGGUCAGCGUCUGGAAAAAAAUGUCAACCCUUUGCCUGGGUGUUUCAUAUCAUCUCAGUCCUUGGCCUUUGACAGAUGUCCUGCCCAACCCUUUUAUUUCCUGUGUGUCAGCCUCCCCGGGUAACAGAAUGGAGGAGCAGGAAAGUCUGUCCUUUGCCACACAAACAGCGUUGACCCUGAGUGGAGGGUGCAUGCAUGGUGAGUGGGAUACGUGUGUGGUUUCCAGCUCUGCUAACAGUGGGGGCUCGGAAGGGCACAGAGGGAGGAGGGUCCACGACACUCAGCCACCUGCCGGAUUGAAGGCCAAAGGCAACCUGAUGUUAAAUUAGGCACGAUCUUCCCUCCCUGUGCCCCUUCUUUUUUAGAACUGCUAACUAAUGGUCCCUCAAGGCUGAAGGAUCUGUUGCCUUAGGUGGGCGGAGAGCUUAACCUCCAGUUAAGCUUAACCUCCACACCAACCUCAACCCUGUGGUUUCUCAGCAUCUAUCAUGUGAGCUGCUAACUUGACCUCUUCCUCCCUCUGACUGAAAGUUCACCCAGCAUCUUUGGAUUAUAGAAUUCUUAUUUCCUGCUUUGUUACUUUGGGAAUUUUGAAUUUCUUUGCUUUUGUUUUUAAGAAGUAACCUAAAAUUUCCUACAACACUAAAUAAAAUGGCACUACCUUUCAAA